ACACCUUCUAUAUUUUCGUAAAUAAAAAAUAAACAAAAGAGUUCACGAGUUUGAACGAUCAGUUUCGACUUUGAAACAACGAAAGUUUGGUCGCAAUAAUGGGACGGGUUAUAUAACGACAAUAUAUGCAUGACUGAAUGAUCGUAAUUUAUUUAUCGUUGCAUGGUGGGCAAGGAGAGUCGUUAUAACACAGGUAUUCUGUUUCUUACACCUCGCUUACAAGUUGCCAUGUAUUUAACUUCGUAGGUGUUUGUUUUUUGUUGUUAUUUAUUUAGGGCUUAAAUGUCUAAGGGGACAAAACAUUUAUCUUAUUAUAUAGUAGGGUGGGAAAAGGGGGGCACCGUUUCGUUGCGUUUUGUCGUCCCAUUUGGUAGCAAACAAAGAAUAUUCAAAGAAUUAUAAAACCGUAUGCUCACAACUCCUUUAGACCGUUGUUAAUCGUUCAAACACAAUCAGGAUAUUUGGAUAUCAUGUGCUAAAUGUGUCCUAUCUUUGCCCAGCACAGUACUAUACCACUGUUGCGUAUAAAAACACAUCGUAAGCGCGAGCAUGUGAAUUGCCAAAUAAGCCACGUAUUUCAAUACCUUUUUUGAUCGUUGUGAUGGUUUGUUAUUGCCAACGAAUAAUCAAAGACACAACGAAACACCUGUUGCAUUCGUGGCGAAAUAUAUCAACGCUUCGUACUUUGACAAGUGUUUGUGACGUCGGGCAAUAAAAGGAUUUGAAACUUUCAAAUUUUAAUCUCGCGUAUCCUGUAGUUGUAUACGGGCUAUUAUUACGUAAUAAUUGGACAAUCAACCAUGUCGCGCGUACAACAAACACUCUUUGUUAUAAAAUAAAUAUUUACAAAAUCUCUUAAAAUGCAGCAAUCUAUGGUUGUCGUUCAUUCAUGCAAGCCAGCUAACCUGUAGUAAUGGUUUCUACCUAUAUCUCAUAUAUUGGUAUAAAUCUUCUUUGUAUUAUAAGCGGUGUAAUAGCAGAGAAAAAGGUACAGCUCAUUAAUGCGGAGUUAUCAGCCGGCGAGAAUUUUGAUGCGAUAGAAUUAAGUCACGAUGACGUAAUGAUGAUGUCACGAGAUAGCAACGAGGGAUUUGGGUUUGACUUUUGCCCACCGAAAUGUCAAUGCUAUAACGGUGGAUUAAUCAACUGUAGCAGGUUAGCUUUAAUUUCCGUCCCGAAGCUUCCACAGUCAGCCGUCUCCAUCGAUCUCUCGUUAAACGACAUCCAGCACAUCAGCGAUGGAAGUUUCAAAGAUCUACCAUCACUGACCACUGUUGAUCUGAGUGGGAACAAACUUAAUGCAGCAAGUUUCACGAACAUGUCUUUCGCUGGAAGUUUAAGCUUACAAACCUUGUACCUUGGUUACAACAACUUCCAUUUCGUACCUCAAUAUUUACCAAAGCAGAUUCUCGAGUUGGCGCUUUACAAUAAUAAGAUUGCAAACAUGUCUCUCACCUCACUAACAAACUACCCGUCAAUCAAAUACCUUCGACUCGACAACAACAUGAUAACAGACGUACCUGGUCUAUUAUCCCAAUCAACUCCUAACUUGACGCAACUUGAUCUUUCGUUCAAUCAAAUCACAGACGCGGGAAUUAAAGUUAACAGUUUUAAAGGUCUAACGAAGCUUCGAACAUUAAAUUUUCGUUUCAACCAAAUGACUAAAAUACCUUCAAACCUUCCAACAUCGUUGCUACAUUUCGACAUGGUUGGAAACCCCAUUCAAGUUAUUCAACCUUACGCUUUUCAACAUCAAACUAAACUUGAAACGCUUGAGAUUUGGCAAAGUGGUUUAAAAACAAUAUCCGACAACUCAUUCUAUGGAUUGGGAGAUCUUACAAUAUUGGACCUGAUGGAUUGCCAUGUUGAAACUAAACUAACCAACAAAACCUUGGCCGGGUUGUCUUCUGUACAGACGGUUGAUAUUAGUUUAAGUAAUAUACCAUCGAUUGAAGUUGGUGCAUUCAAAGGCCUUACCGCCUUAAAGCAACUCUGGCUCAAUGACAACCCACUCAAGACUUUACCCGAAGGUGUAUUUUCACACGCAUUCAUUCCUUCCAUAUCUAUAAUAUACUUAUGGGGACCAAUGGGUGUGUGAUUGCCAUCUUAAAUGGUUGAAGGUUAUGCAAGAAAGCGGUGACGUCAUUCAAGACCCUGGCCUCAUGAAAUGUAAAGAGCCGACGAAACUUAACGGGAAAUUAUGGAGUGGAAUUUCUGCUGAUGAUUUUACGUGUUGAGAAUUAAAUGUACAAUUUUAAAAA
Messenger RNA from Ciona intestinalis (vase tunicate), 2261 nucleotides. The record is from RefSeq and is a predicted model, not a curated record. Lineage: Eukaryota; Metazoa; Chordata; Ascidiacea; Phlebobranchia; Cionidae.